CGUUUCAUAUAAAUAAACUCUAGCACAAUCGAAAAUUGGAAAACAAGUUUUAAAAACAAAACGGCGUAAUGUUUUUAUCAAUGAUCGCUGCUGUUUAUACCUUGUCUCUUCUGUUAUUCCCAGUACAUGGAAAUACAUGUAGUGGUGAUAGUAACUGUGAAGACAUCGUCACCAUGCCGUUAUUAGAUGGUAUGAGAGCGACAUUAAAAGCAGACUUAGAUGUUAAGAAUAUGAAUGAUCAUCUAAAGACAUAUAUUGCGUCGGAGAUAAAGAAAGGCUUUGAAAAUGCGAUGAACGAUGUUAUGAAGCAAAUAGUGAACAAAGGAAUUGAAGAAAUUAAUACUACUAUUAUAGCAGCCAUUCAUGAAAAUCUAGCAGGGAAAGGUGUAACAUAUAUCCGAUGGGGACGUAAAGGCUGUCCUGCAGGUGCUGAUAUGAUUUAUACAGGGCAAGUCGGUGGGAAUCAUUAUACUCAUAAAGGAGGUGGUGUUAACUAUUUAUGUCUCCCAAAUGAUCCAGAGAACGGACAGUACCAAUCAUAUGGCAAUGACCAGGUUUUUGGAGGGGAAUAUGAACUAAGUUCAUCAUUGAAACCAUCAGGAUGGGAUGAAAGUAUGUUCAACAAGGAAGUCCCAUGUUCAGUAUGUUACAAACAACGGAGCUCAGCAGUCCAGAUGAUACCAGGUCGAAAGACUUGUUAUAAAGGAUGGAACUCAGAAUACCAUGGUUAUCUGAUGAGUGAUCAUAACACUUAUCAUAAAAGAGAUUAUGCCUGUGUUGACAUUAAUGCAGAACCGCUGGACAAUAAGAAUGGAGAUGAAAAUGGCGCUUUGUUUUAUCCUCUUCGAACCAAAUGUGGCAGUUUAAGAUGUCCUCCAUAUACCAAUUCAGCAGAUGUUCUGUGUGUCGUUUGUACCAAGUAGAACCUUAGCCAUUAAUAGUAAAGACAUGAAUAUUUGCUUUUUUUAUAUUAACUAUACUCGCUUCAUAUGAGGAACAAGUGGAAUAUUUGUUAUCGACUAUUUUCUACACAAGAAAAUAACCGUUGCAAUCAGAAAUGUGACAGAUUUUUUCCAAUUGUUUGAUGUGUUUGGCCAUUCAGUUUGUAUAUUAUUUUAACUAUCUUAGUAAUAUUAUAAUAAUUCUUUGUUUAUAUCAUGUUUAAUAUUCACUAUCAAUAAUUGGAUGACCAAUACGAAAAGUCUGUGUGUCAACUCACUAGCGAAAUGUAUUGAACUAUAAUUUUAAAUAUUAUGUACACAGUUCCUGCACGUAAUAUAUGAAUGUGAAAAUCGCACAGUGAGUGGGCCUUUUAUGAUUUAAAUCAUGUAAUAAGUCGCCUAGGUGUGCAUGGAACACCUCUAUGAAUAGAUACAAAGGAGCAGAUCCACUGCUCAAGGUGUUAAGUUAUAAAAUAUGAAGUUCAAAUA
Molecule: messenger RNA, 1430 nt
Organism: Mytilus trossulus (common blue mussel)
Lineage: Eukaryota; Metazoa; Mollusca; Bivalvia; Mytilida; Mytilidae
Product: short-chain collagen C4-like
Exons: 4
Coding region: 69-923 (284 amino acids)
Source: RefSeq, a predicted model, not a curated record